AUGCCCCAGUUGGUCUCCGUAUCGCGAAUCCUGACAAUCCUUACCGUUGGCUUCACCAAAGGCAGCGUCAUUCUAUUCCUUCGACAAGUUUUUGCGGGAACAGCUAAAAAAGGCUACAAUCUUUGCACAGCCCCCAUGGUUGCCACUGGUGUCUGGACGCUUGCCUCAACCAUGACACUUGCACGGUGGAAAGUCGUGGCCGCAGUCGAUGUCUGUCUCGAGAUCAUGCUGGUGGUCAUACCAGCCAUUCUAUUCUAUUCAGUCAAAAUCAGCAAAGUGCGGAAGGCAACCAUAAUCGUCGCCUUCUUACCUCGAAUCCUUGUCCCUGCAAUCUUCAUCACGUAUCUCGAAGCAUACAUUCGCUUCCGAAAAUACGGCGGAUCGAGUAUCGAAGCCGUUGGCACCCUUGUUUGGCAACAAGUUUUGUGUGGCUACAGCCUGGUAUCAGCGACCACACCCUGCCUAAAAGGCUUCCUCGGGCGCUUCCACACUGAAGGCAUAGCUGGGACCCUUGAAAGCUCCUACGGCAACAGGGCUUAUGGUCAAAACUCCACGACAAGGACAAACCCAGACGUGUACGCUCUGGAGUCACUUGAUCGCAAAAAUAGCACGAAAAGACCUCCGAAAACCGAGCCAGUGUCACUAGCCUGUUAUCCGGGUGAGGCGAUACAUUCUGCGACUGCAUAUGGUGGGCCCUUGGGCGAUCAUAGCGCCAGCAGUGUCAAGAGCUUUGGUAGUGAGCGGAUGAUGAUUCACCGAAAGAUCGAAUAUGAUGUGACCUCCACAUAG
Messenger RNA from Bacidia gigantensis, 789 nucleotides. RefSeq lists its product as uncharacterized. The record is from RefSeq and is a predicted model, not a curated record. Lineage: Eukaryota; Fungi; Ascomycota; Lecanoromycetes; Lecanorales; Ramalinaceae. Bases 1 to 789 code for a protein of 262 amino acids. The transcript has 3 exons.